Molecule: messenger RNA, 912 nt
Organism: Vitis riparia (riverbank grape)
Lineage: Eukaryota; Viridiplantae; Streptophyta; Magnoliopsida; Vitales; Vitaceae
Product: alkane hydroxylase MAH1-like
Exons: 2
Coding region: 1-912 (303 amino acids)
Molecular function (GO): iron ion binding; monooxygenase activity; oxidoreductase activity, acting on paired donors, with incorporation or reduction of molecular oxygen
Source: RefSeq, a predicted model, not a curated record
AUGUUGACCACAAGCAAUCCUGACAAUGUGCACCACGUCUUGAGCACAAACUUUUCCAACUAUCCCAAAGGGCCAAAGUUCAGGAGGAUAUUUAAGAUUCUUGGAAAUGGGCUUUUCAAUUCUGAUUUUGACGAGUGGAGGAAGAUACGAGGACUUGCUCAAGGCUUUGUCAACCACAAGCAGUUCCACAGGUUCAUGGCUAAAAUCAACCAUGAUUUUCUAGAGAAUAAACUGGUUCCAGUCCUCGAUAACGCAUCCCAACAAAACCUAGUGGUGGACUUACAAGAUGUAUUCCAGAGGCUUAUGCUUGAUGCUACUUGCAUAACGGCUACUAGCUACAACCCCAAUUCCCUCUGCUUUGGAUUCCCAGAAGUCCCAUUCUUAAAGGCUCUGGACGAUGCAGGAAGAACUCAAAUCAAAGUUGCAGUGAACAAAGCCAAUAAAUUGCAUAUAUUCACGGAAGAAGAGCUAAAUAAGCUGGUUUAUCUCCAUGGAGCUUUAUAUGAAACACUAAGGCUAUUCCCACCAGCUCCUCUCCAGGUCAGAACCUGUAUCCACCCAGACACCCUUCCAAGCGGUCACAAGGUUAAUUCCAAGAUGAAGAUCGUAUUUUCUGCAUAUGCAAUGGGAAGAAUGACAUCAGUCUGGGGAAAUGAUUGUCUUGAAUUCAAGCCUCAAAGAUGGAUCACAGAGAAAGGAGGGAUCAAACAUGUACCAUCACACAAGUUCUUAGCUUUCAGUGCAUGUCUAGGAAAGGAGUCUGCUAUUACUCGAAUAAAAUCUGUUGCAGCUGUUAUCCUCCAUAAUUACCAUGUCCAAGUAAUGGAAGGCCAACUUGUGACCCCUAAGGCUUCUAUUGUUCUUCACAUGAAAAAUGGUCUAAGGGUUAGGAUUAAAAACACAUGGCCUUAA